AUGAGCUUGACGCUGCUUCAAGGCUAUUCAUCUGCAGAAGAAGAAGAAGAAGAUGUAGAGGAGAGGGAUUACGAGAACUCUGAAGAAGAAGAUGAUAAGAAUCGUGGCGUUCUUAGAUACGGAUCUUCUUCUUCUGUGUUCGAUUUCUCUGCAUCCAACUCCGUUAAAGACUCUGGCCUUCCUUCAGCUAACGACGUUUUCUCUCAGAUAUCAGGGCCACCGGAGUUUCUAAACAACCGAACAGAGGCGGAUAAAGAGGCUACAGCUAGAGAUGCAGAGCAUGCUAAGCGUAUGAUCCGCAAAAAGAAGAAAGCUAAACCUAAAGGUGUUGUCAUGGAGGCAAAACCUCAACUUGUGGGGAUUAAUGAGAGAGUCAGAAACGAUAUUGAUGCACCACCAUCUUCAGAGAAUGUUGAAAAGAGGAUAUCUACUGCAACCAAUCCAAAUGCAGAAGAAGCUGCAGAUCUGUUGAGGAUGUGUCUGCAAUGUGGAGUGCCAAAAACAUAUACAAGCGCGAGAGGAAUGGUAUGCCCACUUUGUGGUGACCGGCCAUUACCGGACUCAGACGCAAAGAAGAAAGGCUCUACGAUCAAAGAUAAAGAGAAGAGCAAAAGAAUGAGAGGACAAUCAUCUCACGCUUCUUGGAAAAGUGAAACAGAGAUGCAACUUAGGCAAAAUUUCGAUUAG
Molecule: messenger RNA, 687 nt
Organism: Eruca vesicaria subsp. sativa (arugula)
Lineage: Eukaryota; Viridiplantae; Streptophyta; Magnoliopsida; Brassicales; Brassicaceae
Source: the annotation of a GenBank genome assembly